CUUUGUCAUGCUUUGUUGCGACUUACUUUCGCCCGUCAUCGCAAGCAAUGGUAGUUGUUACAGACUCAAGCGUGGUGGACGGACCAAGCGGUUCAAGGCCAUCUACGCCCUUGUUGGUUCCUUCAAAGAAACGCAAGGUCACGUCUAAUCCUGAAGCAUCUCCUGCACCCAACGACCCAAACAAUCCAAGCACAGCAGCCAAUGUUGCUCUACCCACCCGAAACGACUUCUUCUCUCGUCCUCGUCUUACAAUAUCGCGGUGGCCUACCUUCACGGACACUUCUAUAAUGUAUCAUGCCACAGAACAACUUGCUAUGAACCGUAUGGCCUUCAGAUACGUCCCAGCAGGCGUUUCGCCCCCUGGUUCUGCCCUCCCAUGUCGAACAAUCGAAAGUCUGCCCACGAGCUACAGAGUUAGCUGGGAGGAUCGCAGCUCUUUUGUCAAAGUCACUCCUGAUGGCCUGGGGUUAAUUGGUGAAAGAGGUUUUAGGAGUGCGCGAUGUAAUGCACCCGUCCGUGAGGGCAAGUGGUAUAUGGAGGUUCGCGUCGAGGAUGGCGGAGGAGAUCGAUCUACUCAUGCCCCAGAUAUCAACAUGCGUCAAGGAAGUCAUGUCCGACUUGGCUGGGCGCGACGAGAAGCGCCUUUGAAUGGUCCAGUUGGCUUAGAUGCAUAUUCGUACGGCUAUCGUGACAAUGGUGAUAAGGUCUAUCUAUCACGCCCUCGCCCUUAUGGUCGUUCCUUCCGUAGUGGGGAUGUUAUUGGCAUGUACAUAUCCCUUCCACCUCGAUGCAAACCCGAUCCCCGUGACAGUCAUGACCCCGCACAUAUUCGACGCGAACGCAUCCCUAUCGAGUUCAAGGGCCAGGAGUAUUUCGAAAGUCUCGAGUAUCCCCAGAGCAAGGAGAUGACCACUCUUAUGGACUUCUCUAAUAAAUCAAGUAAUACGGCAUCACUCCCAUCUGCCUCUUCAAACAAGAAGGCUGCGUCAACAAAAAACCUCCCGGAGCGAGGCGCACGUCCUGGACAGGUACCAGAAGCCCCCGUUCUUCGCCCUCUACCAACCUUGUCAGGAUCUCACAUCGCGUUCUUCGUCAAUGGCGAAUGUCAAGACAUUGCGUUCGAAGACCUAUUCGAUUACCUGCCUUUGCGCACGACGCCUGCGUCGAGGAAGAAGGAAAAAGACAAGAAACGAGCGCGUGAAGGGGCUCCUCGGGAACAUAAAGAAAACCCUUUUGAUGACGGAACGCUGGGGUAUUACCCAUUCAUUUCCUUAUUCAACUAUGCCCGCGUGCGCAUAAACCCAGGCCCAAAUUUUGACUUUCCGCCUCCCCCUGACAUAGACAGUGUGCUCAAGAACACUGAUCACAAUGUAAAUCAAGCUCAGACUUGGCGUCCCAUUUGCGAGCGGUACCCGGAAUUUAUGAAGGAGCAGUGGGAUCUGGACGAUCAAGAAGAAGAAGAGGCUGCACUGGACGCGGCCAAAAGAGCCGAGGUCGAGAAAAUCGAGGCACAAAAGAAAGUGCAGAGGGAAAAAAGCAGACAGCAGACUGAAGCUCGGAAGAGGGCCAAGAAAAACGCAGAGUUACGAGGAUCUUCGGUUGCGAGUGCCCAUGGUUCCACAACGGAACAUGCAGCUCCUAGUGGUGACCGUCUUGGGUCGUCUGUCUUGAUCGCGUCUACAUCGCAAGCGACAGAGCGUGGAAUGGAUCAAAUACACUCCCCUGCACCAACAGCUGCGUCAAGUGGUGAUCUCAAUCACGUCCUAGAAGCGGAGAGUGGGUACAACUCUGAGGUCAUCGAAGGAGAUGGAGAAGAAGAGCAACACGACGGAUUCGCGGCAGCCGUGGAUCAUCACGAUGACGAUGACGACGAUGACGAUGAAGCGUUUAGGGAAGCCGCAAGCCCUUACCGCAAAUCACGGACACAAAAUAAUAGUUCUUCUGUCAUGGACAUUGACCUAGAAGAUCUACUGUAAUACAUAAGUACCUCACAUGUGUGAUCAGAUAUGCAGAUGAAGGACGACAAGAAACGUGAAAUAUGCAGAAGCAGUGACCGAGAGCGCAGUACAUUUUGGUCUGUCACUGAGCCGCGUGGGAGGACGUUGAGUGAAACCUUCGAGAUAAUUCAACUAUCCGAUUGCGGUUAGGAAAGGUGAUAUGGGACUCGGGCGACUCGCAA
Molecule: messenger RNA, 2179 nt
Organism: Suillus subalutaceus
Lineage: Eukaryota; Fungi; Basidiomycota; Agaricomycetes; Boletales; Suillaceae
Exons: 1
Coding region: 48-1976 (642 amino acids)
Cellular component (GO): Set1C/COMPASS complex
Molecular function (GO): protein binding; transcription cis-regulatory region binding
Source: RefSeq, a predicted model, not a curated record